Danio rerio (zebrafish) is the source of this 910-nucleotide messenger RNA. It is a transcript of the gene churc1, whose product is annotated as churchill domain containing 1. Lineage: Eukaryota; Metazoa; Chordata; Actinopteri; Cypriniformes; Danionidae. Gene Ontology annotation, biological process: positive regulation of DNA-templated transcription. Gene Ontology annotation, molecular function: zinc ion binding. The record is from RefSeq and is marked provisional.
AAGCGUCUUCUGAUCUGGACUAUACUGUACAUAUUUUUACAUCUGUCUGAUCAGAAAUGUGUACCGGUUGUGUCCAGAAGCAAUAUCCCGACAGGGGUAACACAUGUCUAGAGAAUGGCUCAUAUCUCAUGAAUUUUGUGGGCUGUGCCAACUGUCACCAGCGGGACUUUGUGCUGAUCAGUGACCGGACGAUGGUGAAUGAAGAUGAGGAGGAGAUUGUCACUUACCUGCACAUGUGCAAGAACUGUGAACAUGUCAUAGCCAGACACGAGUACACCUUCACUGUGGUGGAUGACUAUCAGGAAUACACAAUGUUGUGUAUGUUGUGUGGAAAAGCAGAGGACUCCAUCAGCAUAUUGCCAGAUGAUCCCAGACAAACAGCACCUCUCUUCUAGAGCAUGCACGUACACACAUACAUAGGGAUGAGAAAAAAGCAAAUUUGCAUGAUGAGGGAGUUUUGAUACAUAUGAUCUGUGCUUAACACUGGAGAACAACACAGUCAUGUUUAAUCCAGGAACUUAACCCAAUGCAUUGUGCAGCAAAAGUGGCAAUAAAACUCUCAGUAUGACUCUGAUGCAUGAAACCUAGACCACUUAAUAUACACAAUGUAGCUUUUGCCUAUUAUACGAGUCUGCAUAUUUGUUUGUCUCAUCAAGAGUUGUUUGAGUGGAUUAGCAGUGAAUUUUAACCACAAAAAAAAAAAGAGUUUGCAGCUUUUGUUACAAUGCAGCACAUAGAAAAUGACUGAAUUUGGCAGAAAAUAUUUUGAAUGAUACACACAAGAAUAAAAAGCAGAAUCACGCUUGAUAGUACUGAUACUAAUGUUCAAUGUACGAAGUCACACAAUAUUUCCAACAAGAUGCAACAAGAUGUUUUAUGUUUUGUCUAAAUAAACAGAGCAAAAAGUUGA